AUGGCGGCGGCGGGGGGCGCGUCGAGCCGCAGGGGCCCCGGGCGGCCCUGCCCCUUCUCUAUAGAGCACAUCCUCUCCAGCUUGCCCGAGCGGAGCCCCCCGGCCCGGGCCUCCCACCCACCGCAGCCGGCUGGCCGCCAAAGCCCUGCGGAGCCCGGGGAGCCCGGGGUGCCUGAGGCCGCGCCCUGCGUUUGCUGCUGCUGCUGCGGCCCCCGCAGGGCCCCGGAGCCGGCCGCCGGGCUGGGCGCGCGGCUGCCGUGGCCGUUGAGGCUGGCGCCCUCGGCGACCUUGCCCUUGGCCGUGCCUCCUGGAAGCUCCGGGGCGCUGUCCGGCACGGGCGGCCCCGGCCCACAGCGGCGCACGCGGCGCCAUCGCACCAUCUUCAGCGAGGAACAGCUGCAGGCGCUGGAGGCGCUCUUUGUGCAGAACCAGUACCCCGACGUGGGCACGCGCGAGCGCCUGGCCGGCCGCAUCCGCCUGCGCGAGGAGCGCGUGGAGGUCUGGUUCAAGAACCGCAGGGCCAAAUGGCGACACCAGAAACGAGCGUCCGCGGCCGCGAGGCUCCUGCCCGGAGCCAAGAAGCCCCCGAAAGAGAGCUGCUGA
Pteronotus mesoamericanus is the source of this 603-nucleotide messenger RNA. RefSeq names its product goosecoid homeobox 2 (gene GSC2). NCBI's taxonomy places the organism in Eukaryota, Metazoa, Chordata, Mammalia, Chiroptera, Mormoopidae. Gene Ontology annotation, biological process: regulation of transcription by RNA polymerase II. Gene Ontology annotation, molecular function: DNA-binding transcription factor activity, RNA polymerase II-specific; RNA polymerase II cis-regulatory region sequence-specific DNA binding. The transcript is spliced from 3 exons. The record is from RefSeq and is a predicted model, not a curated record. Gene Ontology annotation, cellular component: nucleus. Bases 1 to 603 code for a protein of 200 amino acids.